Zymoseptoria tritici IPO323 is the source of this 1695-nucleotide messenger RNA. RefSeq lists its product as uncharacterized. The record is from RefSeq and is a predicted model, not a curated record. The annotation marks the transcript as partial. Lineage: Eukaryota; Fungi; Ascomycota; Dothideomycetes; Mycosphaerellales; Mycosphaerellaceae. The transcript has a single exon.
CUUCUUGCGAUUGUCCUCCCAACCUUGAUCAGCGGAUGCAUCUUCGCGCUGACAAUAUCCGGCUACCGGUCCACGUCGACAUUAUACGAAUACACCAAGAAUGACCGAGCCACCCUUCAGAUUAUCGUGCAAAUGGUCUCAGCAACACUGGCUGUACCUUGGACCUUUGCUCUGGCGCAGACCUUCAAUCUGAGUACACGGACGAUGAUCUGGGAGAAGGCGAUAUCAAUGGAGAAUCUCCGGUUCUGGACAUCGACCUCAUUGACGAGACUUGACUGGAAUCUGAAAGGACGCCGGUUGAUCCUCUGCAUGCUGGUCGUGAUCAUCUCGCUCGUGCCGAACUUCCUCUGGACGGGUUCUUUGACGCCACAGCAGACGGGUACUGAUCGGUCAUUGAAUUCCAUCACCGUCAAGCAUGUAGGCCAAGGUUCGUGGGAUAUGCUAGCAGCUCCUGGGCCGAACUGCAACCUCACAGCCAUCGAUGCCUCUUCGCCGGGCAUCUUCACGCUGUGUCCGGGGAUGUACCAGUCCGGAGCCAUUCUCCAGUCGGGCGCUUCGGCCAUUACAUACGAUGGUUCAGAGAGGAACUUCUCCAAGCCGGACAACUCAGGAUACACCUUCCGCGGCCGAUCGUACGGCAUGGGUGCAACAGUUGGUUGGACCGGGCUCGGCAAAAAGGCAGGCACCGUUCUAAACUACACUUACACAGACACUGGCUAUCUCCCCAAGGUCUCCUGCCUCUACAACGAGUCCUCCAUGUGGGUCAUCACCAACAACCUCGAGAAAUACGACGCCACCGCCGGCUUCCCGAAUCUCUUCGCCGCUCAAGGCUGGUUACCCAACGACAACUGGUCCGCCAUCCCUGACACCUUCCACAACCGCAGCUACCUUCAAGAAACCUUCCUCAACGGCCAAGCUAACGCAGGCUGGUAUCCUCUCACCGCUUUCGGCUCCGGAUCCCGCCUCGUAGCCAUCACAGCCCGCAACGUGGUCGAACGCACCGAUCGCCGUCUCCUCCUCGCCAUCGCCGCCAACGGAGCCUACUCCCUGCAAGGCACCACUCUCGACCAAAUCCAAUGCGAAGUCAUCUUCUCCCCGACAGAGUAUGCCAUCUCCGUCUCCCCUCUGAAUCGCACCAUCUCCGUGCAGCCUCGCAAUGACACCAACACCCUUGCCAACGACCCCGACCCCACCGGCGCCCUCAAAACCCGCGCCCUCUCCGAAAUCGAGGACGUCUCCCGCACCGAAACCACCAUCUGGACCUCCACCAUCGGCGACGCGCUAGUCGGGAACUUCGCCACUUUCUGGGCGUCCACCACCCAACCCGGCAUGAAACACGCCUCCCUUCCGAUAUCCAUUCCCAAGACGACAUCCUACGAAGACCGCGUCGCAAAAAUGACGCUCUACUCCGUCGAGCAAUCUUUGACGGCCAUGUUAGACGAUAUCCUCCUCCGCAUGUCCCUCGCCGCGAUUUCACGCACGCAAGGAACGGGCGGAGUCAGUGAUGCGGAGGUCGUGGGGACCGUCGCAGCCGUGCGCAUCGGCGACGCGAAAUAUGUCUACGCCAAUUUCACGGUGCAUAUCCUCGCUUUGAUUUUGGUGGUGGCGGUGGGGAUGUGGCAAGGGUGGUGGAAGGACACGCCGAGGUUUGAUUAUGCGGAUGCGGUGGGGUUGGUUGUUGGGGUUGCUGUUGGA